AUGGGGAUAAUGGACUAUAGUUUAGUAAAAAAAUUUAAUGAGAUUCAAAAAAAAAUAGAAGAUUAUGUUCGAGAGGGGGGAGGUGUACAAUGUUCUAUAAAAACUCUAGGUAUGGAUCAUAUUAAAGAUAAUUUCAAUCCUAAUCAAUGCAACAAGGCUUUGUUAUGUGUAUCCUAUAUGGAUUAUAUAAAGACAAAAGGUGAGUUUACUUAUGAAGACUAUUUAUAUAUGUAUUAUUCUAUAUAUAAUAACCUUAGGGAAAAUGGUUAUAGAUCAGAAAUACAUAUUAUAUGUAAUGCGCUGAUCAAUGCAUCUGGAUAUGGAAACAAUGGUAUAUGCAAUGAUUUUAACAGCGUUGGAAUUACUUAUAUAGAACUGGAGAAAAUAAAAAAUUUAUAUAAUAUGCACAAUAGUCUUGAAAAUAUAAAGACACAUUAUUGUAAAUCUAAUGAAAAUGAUGAUUUUUGUAAAACAGCAAAAGAUGUUAUUGAUGAAUAUUAUCCAACAAAGCAUGAUCCUAGUUGUCAAGAGGUCAUAUAUAAAGUACCGGUCACUCAUCAUAAAAAUAUAUCUAUUCCUAUAUUAGUUACAAUUAUUACAAUGUUAAUAAUGUCCAUUUUAUUAUUUAUUUUAUUUAAGUUAUCCCCAUAUGGAUCAUACUUAGUACGUAUGUUAAGAAGUAUUAAAAAUAUGUUUAAUAACAUCAAUGAAGAACGGAAUGAAGUGGAAGCAUCUGAAAUAUCCGGAAUUAUUUGGAAUGACAAUAACUAUAAUGUAUUAUAUAAUUGUGAUUAA
Messenger RNA from Plasmodium gonderi, 795 nucleotides. RefSeq names its product variable surface protein. The transcript is spliced from 3 exons. Lineage: Eukaryota; Apicomplexa; Aconoidasida; Haemosporida; Plasmodiidae. The record is from RefSeq and is a predicted model, not a curated record. Bases 1 to 795 code for a protein of 264 amino acids.